Molecule: messenger RNA, 2872 nt
Organism: Physcomitrium patens
Lineage: Eukaryota; Viridiplantae; Streptophyta; Bryopsida; Funariales; Funariaceae
Product: sister chromatid cohesion protein SCC4
Biological process (GO): mitotic sister chromatid cohesion
Molecular function (GO): protein binding
Source: RefSeq, a predicted model, not a curated record
UCAUUGCGUCGUCGUGGUUUAAUUUCAAACUAUCCAGCUGGAUUCCUCACUGUUCCCCCUUCCGAAUUUAGGGUUUCACGGAUCCCUCCGUCUUCACUUGCUUCUUCGAUCCAUGUCCUCAAUUGCACCAGGCCAGGCAAUCAGCUUGAGCACCGAUCCAAUGAGCCUCGCCACGACUUCUGUCGACGUUGCAGCAAAGAAGCUGAGUCGGGGUUCGAUUAAUUUGCAGUUGUAUUGAAUGUUUCUGAUGGUCGGAGUGAGCGGAACGGGAUCUUACAGAGGCUUGCAAUCGCGGAUCGCGUGAGGGGAAGCAUAAGAAGAAGAUGGAAUAGGGCGUUGUAUGAGGGGAGGGGUUGGAAUCUACAUUGAUCGGGGCUGGUGGUGGUGGAGUUUUGAUGGAGACGAUAGCGGAAGGGCUGUGGGAGUUGGCGGAGGAGCACGAGAAAGGGGGUUGCAUAGCGCAAGCUGUGAAAUGCUUGGAGGCGAUUUGCCAGAGCCAGGUGUCCUUCCUGCCCGUGGUGGAAGUCAAGACGCGGCUUCGAAUUGCGACGCUUCUGCUGGAGCAUACUGAUAAUGUUACGUAUGCUAAGGCGCAUUUGGAACGUGCGCAACUAUUAUUGAAACAAAUUCCAACUUUUUUUGAGCUGAAAUUUCGAGCUUACAGCCUAUUAAGUCGAUGCUACCAACUGGUGGGCACUAUUGGGGCUGUGAAGCAGACUCUGAAGAAAGGGUUAGAGCUUUCUACCAACGCAGGGAUUGGUGAUUCAGGACGACUGUGGGGUUGCAACUUCAAUUUGCAACUUGCUAAAGCUCUAACGACUGAAAAUGAUUAUGCUGGCGCACUAAGAAUGUUGGACAACGGCAGCAGAUUAGCAGCUGCCAUGAAUCAACCUCAACUUGAGAUGGUAUUUGCUACUGCUAGGUUGCAUGUUCAGCUGAUGCAAUGGGAGGAGCCUACAACCAUCGACCAAAGUCUUGCUUUUUGUGAUCGGUUGUUUGACAGAAUUCCACAAAACCUGAAACGAUCACAUGCAGGUCUACACGUCUACAAGGAGCUUCUUUACAUAUUUUACCUCCUGCGAGCAUGUGAGUACAAGGAAGCACAAGAUCGCACGACUGACCUGGAUGCAACUCUACGGGAACUGGAACAGCCCGCACCAGUGCAACAACCUGUAUUUGAUCCUGUUGUACAUCGAGAGCUUAAGAAUCAACUGCAGUGGGUGGUUACGGAGCUACAACGUCCAGGUGCUCCGCCACAGCGGGCUGCCGAUUUGCGGUAUCAUUAUGUCUUAAUUCAGCAGCAGCUCCUUCAACACGAACAACUAAUGCGCCCUGCUACACAGAUGGACUCAAAAAAGCUUCCAUUGGGACCUGCACCUUUGGACGAGGAAUGGAUUCCCAAGGCUGCAGUACUUGUUCUGGUAGAUCUUAUGGCUGUUAUUUGUUCAAGGCCAAAAGGCAUGUUCAAAGAUUGUACAUCUCGAAUUAUCUCCGGACUGGAACGUGUCAAUGGUGAGCUGGAGAAGCUUGGAAUUACAAGAAAAGUUGCAGAGGGAGAUCUGCAACACUGGGCAAUGUGGACAGGUGGCGUUUAUUUGCUUUUGUUGAUGCAGCUACUUGAGAAUAAAGCAGUUAUCAACCUCACCGAAGCCGAUUAUGUCGAAGCCCAGAAAUCUUUGGUUCAAUUAGUGGAGUGGAAGAGAAGGUAUCCAACAAUGCUACAAGGCUGUGAAAGCAAUAUUCAAUUACUUCUGGGUCAUUACGCACAAUCCUUGGGCUGUUUCCGUGAGUCCGCUCAUCAUUUUAUGCAGGCUUCUAAGAUGGCAGAUUGUGAGGGAUUGCGAGCCAUGUGCCAAGUCAAUGCUGCAGUAUCUUACAUUUGUCUUGAUGACCCAGAUUCAUCGUCGCAUGCAUUGGACCUUGUUGCUCCUGUAUAUCGGAAUAUGGACACAUAUUUAGGGGCUCGUGAGAAAACCUUGGUUCUCUUUGCAUCAGGCAUUCUGCAGAGGAAGCAACAUAACCCGCAAGAGGCUCGGACACGAUUAGCAACCGGUUUAAAAAUCACUCAUAAACAAUUGGGUAAUCAUCAAUUGGUUUCUCAAUAUCUAACGGUUCUUGGAAGCCUGGCCAUUGCCAUGCAUGAUACCACUCAGGCUCGUGACAUUUUAAAGUCUUCAUUCACACUGGCGAAGUCUCUCCAUGACAUACCAACUCAAGUAACAGUCCUUUCAGAGCUUAAAGCUAUGUUCCGGAAUGCUGAAGAGGCCGGAAAGGAAGCAGAGCAUGCAGAAGCUGAGGGCAAGAAGCUCGAGGAGCUUCAUCGGCGUAUUUCUGAGGCACAAGCAACUCCUUACCACACAGCUCUUUUGCAGUACGGCUUGUGCAGAUAGUAUGGUCAUACGACUCGUCCUCAACUUCUGCACUUGUACUUUUGCUGCACAUAACAAGACCUGACUUUUCUUUUUAGUCUGUACAAUGGUAGCAUAUCAUUCAGGUCUUGUCUGCAGUAUCAUGCUUUGUAACAUAUGAAACCUUCGGGUCCCAAUUCUCCAGUCGAUGCACUGGAGUGAGUUCUCAGGUUGAGAGUAAGAGUCUCUAAGCAUGUAGUGCAUCAACACCAAUUCAUGCGAUCAGGGCUCUAUCCUCAUGCGUACCGGCGUUUAAUCCCUUUUGCCUCUAGUAGUUGAAGGGGUCAGAAGUGUACUUUUUCAUUUUUUAAACUUUUUAGUUCUUUCGGUUUUUACCAAGAGAUCCUAAUAGCCAAGUCAUAUACAUUUUGAACUCGAAGGAGUACAAUGAACAUGAACAGUGCUUGCAUAUGAAUUUACUUGAACGAUCAGUAAAACGUCUAUUGAGACCAUGAAUUUUUUUA